ACAGGGAGAAGAGCAAGAGAGGCUCUGGGUAAAUAAUGCAGAGAAAGCUGCUGAUUGGCUUCGGGAGGCGGACACUUUGUCUACAUAAAUGGCAAUCGCAUCCUCUGUGCCUUUUAACUGUCACCAAGGAGAGAGAGAGCAAGCAAGGGAGCGAAUAGAGAGGAGGCGACUCCAGCUGCCUUUUUCCACAUGGAUUCAAGUGAAUUCCGAAGGAGAGGGAAGGAGAUGGUGGAUUAUAUAGCUGACUAUCUGGAAGGCAUUGAGGGACGCCCUGUGUAUCCUGAUGUGGAGCCCGGCUACCUUAGACCCCUGAUCCCCACCGCUGCCCCCCAGGAACCAGAAGCAUAUGAAGACAUAAUCAAAGACAUUGAGAAGAUAAUUAUGCCAGGGGUAACACACUGGCACAGUCCCUAUUUCUUCGCUUACUUCCCCACGGCUAGCUCGUACCCAGCCAUGCUGGCAGAUAUGCUGUGUGGGGCUAUUGGCUGCAUUGGCUUCACCUGGGCUGCGAGCCCAGCCUGCACAGAGCUGGAGACAGUGAUGAUGGAUUGGCUGGGGAAGAUGUUGCAGUUGCCAGAGGCCUUUUUGGCUGGAAGAGCUGGUGAAGGGGGAGGAGUGAUCCAGGGGAGUGCCAGUGAAGCCACCUUGGUGGCCCUACUGGCUGCUCGAACUAAAGCGAUCCGCCAGCUGCAGGCAGCCUCCCCAGGGUUGACACAAGCUGCUAUCAUGGAAAAGCUGGUCGCUUAUACAUCAGAUCAGGCACACUCCUCUGUAGAAAGAGCUGGACUAAUUGGUGGAGUAAAGUUAAAAACAAUUCCUUCGGAUGGCAACUUUUCCAUGAGAGCUUCUGCCCUUCAGGAGGCCCUGGAGCAAGACAAGGCAGCAGGCCUGAUUCCAUUCUUUGUGGUUGUUACACUGGGAACCACAUCUUGCUGCUCUUUUGACAAUCUCCUAGAAGUGGGCCCCAUCUGCAACCUGGAGGGAGUGUGGCUGCACAUUGACGCCGCAUAUGCAGGCAGUGCCUUUAUCUGUCCUGAGUUCAGGUAUCUUCUGAAUGGUGUGGAGUUUGCAGAUUCCUUUAACUUUAAUCCCCACAAGUGGCUUUUGGUGAAUUUUGACUGCUCUGCCAUGUGGGUGAAAAAGAGAACCGACUUAACAGGAGCCUUUAAAUUGGACCCUGUCUAUCUGAAGCACAAUCACCAGGACUCGGGGCUCAUCACUGACUACAGGCACUGGCAGAUCCCACUGGGGCGGAGAUUUCGCUCUUUGAAAAUGUGGUUUGUUUUCAGAAUGUACGGAGUCAAGGGACUGCAGGCUUACAUCCGCAAGCACGUGGCACUGUCUCAUGAGUUUGAGUCUCUGGUACGCCAGGACCCUCGCUUUGAGAUCUGCACGGAAGUCAUUCUUGGGCUGGUCUGCUUUCGGCUCAAGGGCUCCAACCAGCUGAAUGAAACUCUUUUACAAAGAAUAAACAGCACCAAAAAAAUCCACUUGGUUCCGUGUCAUCUGCGAGACAAGUUCGUGCUGCGCUUUGCUGUAUGCUCUCGCACUGUGGAGUCUGCCCACGUGCAGCUGGCCUGGGAGCACAUCAGAGAGCUGGCAAGCAGCGUGCUGAGAGCCGAGAAGCAGUGAAAGCAGGACUCCCUCAGAGAUCAAAAGUUGAAAAGAAGUAUACCUGCAAACUGGAAUGAGAGAAAAAUAAUCACCACCCUGUCUGCGUGAAAUCAUGCUUAUAUGUGGCCUUGUGUCUCCAAAACUAACCAGAAAUCUGUGAUCGGCCUUUCAGUGACCUGUCAGUGAAGAAAUAUUUUCUGUUUUAUCUAGGAAGAAAUGUUUUCUGUGUGCAAAGCUGAUGCCAGUGGCUAUAGCUUUUGUUCUUUAUUUGGCUGUGGUUUUUGUUGAUAAUAAGAUAUCUUUGUGCUCCUGAAGCCAUUGGUGGCAGGAAAGUCUUGCUUUAGUUUUGAGGGCAGUCUUUGGUUUUACCUCAGACUAUUUCUAUGGCCGUUAGCUUGUCCUGUGUGGCUCAACCCUUAAUAAACAAUUGAUGUGCAAUACUAACUGUGUUGAGUAAGCAUCUUGUUUAACAAUGUUUCAGAUUUAUUCUUGUGAACUUGACUUACCCUUUCAAGCAUGCCACCCUUGUUAAUGUUCAUUUAGUCAUCGUGUUUAAUAAAAGCCUGGUAUGUAUCA
Messenger RNA from Phodopus roborovskii (desert hamster), 2190 nucleotides. It is a transcript of the gene Ddc, whose product is annotated as dopa decarboxylase. Lineage: Eukaryota; Metazoa; Chordata; Mammalia; Rodentia; Cricetidae. The transcript is spliced from 15 exons. Gene Ontology annotation, molecular function: pyridoxal phosphate binding; aromatic-L-amino-acid decarboxylase activity. The record is from RefSeq and is a predicted model, not a curated record. Gene Ontology annotation, biological process: catecholamine metabolic process; serotonin biosynthetic process; amino acid metabolic process. Bases 190 to 1632 code for a protein of 480 amino acids.